AUGUGGUACGAGAUCUUGCCUAGCUUGGGCGUCAUGUACGUGUGCUUGGUCAUCCCUGGCGUGGCCACCGCCUACAUCCACAAAUACACCAACGGGCACAAGGAGAAGAGAAUUGCUCGGAACACCUAUCAGUGGUACCUGAUGCAGAGAGACAAGCGUGUGUCUGGAGUAAAUCAGUACUAUGACUCCAAGGAUUUGGAGAACAUUAAGUAAAACCAUGGUGCAAUGAAAGCAACUUAAUAAACAUGUAUUUGACAAAGUGUGGAGCAUGUUGAUCAUAAUCCCAUGAGGAGAGAGGACAAUAAGCUUCUAAUACUGUACCAAUAAAAUUGCAAUAAAGAAAUAAAAUACAGAUUGAAAUAAAUAAAUAAAAA
This is a messenger RNA of Zootoca vivipara (common lizard), 374 nucleotides long. Lineage: Eukaryota; Metazoa; Chordata; Lepidosauria; Squamata; Lacertidae. The record is from RefSeq and is a predicted model, not a curated record.